Messenger RNA from Osmerus eperlanus (European smelt), 1023 nucleotides. RefSeq names its product ADP-ribosylation factor-like protein 3. Gene Ontology annotation, molecular function: GTPase activity; GTP binding. Lineage: Eukaryota; Metazoa; Chordata; Actinopteri; Osmeriformes; Osmeridae. Bases 299 to 859 code for a protein of 186 amino acids. Gene Ontology annotation, cellular component: cytoplasm; microtubule cytoskeleton. The record is from RefSeq and is a predicted model, not a curated record. The transcript has 6 exons. Gene Ontology annotation, biological process: cilium assembly.
GAGAGGAAAAGAGGCAACCGAGAGGUCAGGUGAGAACGCACAGGGCGGUCUUGUUUCUGGUCAAACGGAUGUCGGGGGGAGGAGGGGUUCUCCACAACUUGAAGCUACCUGCAUAUGGAUCUCGUUACCUUGACAUCUACCUGUUUACCCGUGGAGCUAUCUACCUGCCUGCACACCUGUGGACAUAGCUACCUGCACGGCUGUGGAGGCAUCUACCUGGAUACAAGACUACUCUCUGGAGCUUUGAUUUGGGAUGUGUCCUGGCCUCUCUCCUGCCUUCUGAAGACAGUGCUUCACUAUGGGGGAGGUCCAGAAGGGCUUGCUCUCAGUGAUCCAGAAGCUGAAAGGGACCACAGAGGAGGAGUUAAGGAUUGUCCUGCUGGGUUUAGACAACGCUGGGAAAACCACUCUUCUUAAGAAACUAGCGUCCGAAGAUGUCAACACCAUCACUCCUACACAGGGCUUCAACAUCAAGAGCAUCUCGUGUCAUGGCAUGAAGCUGAACGUGUGGGACAUUGGAGGCCAGAGAAAGAUCCGACCCUUCUGGAAGAAAUACCUGGAGAACACAGAUCUGCUGAUCUAUGUGAUUGACAGCGCAGACAAGAAGAGGUUUGAAGAGACUGGACUGGAGCUGUCAGAGCUGAUCGAGGAGGAAAACCUUCAGGGUGUCCCAGUCCUGAUUUACGCCAACAAGCAGGACCUGGCCACCGCCUCCCCAGCCAGUGAGAUUGCAGAGGGGCUCAACCUGCACACCUAUCGCGACUGCCAGUGGCAGGUCCAGGCCUGCUCCGCCGUCUCCGGGGAGGGCGUCCAGGAUGGAAUGAACUGGAUCUGCAACAACAUCGUCAACAAGAAGUGAACCCUGACCCUUGACCUCCUGAAGAAUCAUUCCAGAAUGGGAACACUCACACCACUGACUGUACUGAAUGUCACUUAGCAGUGUGUGUAGAUACAACCUGAACAUUAGUUUUCCUUCAUCAUAUGAGCAAAGUAUGAGAGUAAAUAAACACCUUAUUGAAUUAG